This is a messenger RNA of Bombyx mori (domestic silkworm), 6881 nucleotides long. RefSeq names its product ribonuclease 3 (gene drosha). The transcript has 19 exons. Gene Ontology annotation, molecular function: ribonuclease III activity; RNA binding. Gene Ontology annotation, cellular component: nucleus; microprocessor complex. The coding region runs from base 264 to 4499 and encodes 1411 amino acids. Gene Ontology annotation, biological process: rRNA processing; primary miRNA processing; pre-miRNA processing. The record is from RefSeq and is a predicted model, not a curated record. Lineage: Eukaryota; Metazoa; Arthropoda; Insecta; Lepidoptera; Bombycidae.
ACUUUGAUUGAUAGCUAAAUUAAGACUUAACCUAAAGGUCUUAGUUACCAGGUCAUCAAAUCUUUAAAAAAAAAUGAUAUUUGAUAAACUCAAAUAGACAUUCAUUCAAAAUAAUCUAAAUAUUAAUUAAUUAAAUACUCUUGGAUUUAUCUUUCAACAUUUGGAUUGAAUAUGUAUACGGAAGUAAUUCAUCAUUAUUCACGUUAAAGUUUCUUAAUUAAAAAAAAAACUGUAUGUGUCGAUAAGCAGUAAAACAUUUCAGUAUGUCUAUUCCUCCAGUUGAUUACAGUGUUCCACCUCCGCCAAUUCCGAGGCUUCCAGUUAAUAUUCCGUUACCACCCCACCCACCCCCGCCUAUCUUUCCGAGAGCAAUGCCUUUAUAUACCAGACCGCCACCAGUACUUCCGAUGCUAUCAGUACCGCCAGUACCAUACCCUCAUUCACGCAUGCCUCCAGCUCCUGUUCCACAGUUACCUGUACCCAACUUUAUGCCCACCAUUGAUAUACAUUCUGUCCCUCCACCACAUCCAGUAUCUUCCUACCAAGCAUCCAAAUCGCACAGAGAUACUAAUGAUUAUCUACCGUGGAAUUACAAAACAUCCAAUAGCUUGAGUAAUACGAGUUCUGGUAUAACUAGAAUAGAUCAUGGUUUGUGUGGUACAACAUAUAAAAAAAAAGAAAUCUAUCGAAAUUCGAGAGAACCAUCAAGACAUAGCUAUUCUCCCCAAAGAGGGCAUUCUCCUUUUAGGGGACAGUCCCCUCACAUAGGACAUUCUCCACAUGGAUAUUCUGAUAGGAGCAGGAGGGAGAGGGAUAGAGAUAGAGAACAGAGGAAUCCGACAAGUCAUAGUCCUAGAUAUUGCUCUAGAAGUCCACCAAGAUACAGUUCAAAAUUAAACAGAAGUCCUUCUCGAUAUAGCUAUAGAGAAAGAGAGAAAGAAAGAUAUUACAUGGAGAGAGAGAAAAAGUAUUAUGAAGGAAGACGAGAAUAUGGUAGAAGAAAAUAUGAAUAUGAUGUUCGCCGCAGUGAAUCUCAAUACAAAGAUUAUAGAAGCCACAGUAGAUGUGAAGGUAGGGAUAGAUCACCAAGCAGAAGGGCGCAUUCUCCUAGUAGGGAGUCCAAUAGAGAAAGUCUGACGAGAGAAAUGUCACUUCACCGACAAGAAUCACUUUUAGGCAAACCAAUGACAGAUCGUGAAAAGAUUUUGGAAGAAUAUAGGAAAAACUACUGUAGAACUUCUGAAGAUUUUAUACAGAAAAUGGAACAGUGGUCGAAAGAACAUCUUUCUGAAGGAGAAGAGUCGUCAAUGUGGUAUAGGAGUUCACCAGCUGAGCUCUAUUACAAAGAAGUCCAAAAUGGUGAGGGAGUCGAACAAACUUUAAAACUGCAGAAACUUUGUGAAGUAUUCAUGAAGAAACUCAUUGAGAGGGGACGUAAUGCAAGGCCUGAGGUUGAUGAGCUCCCACCCUUAAAGCCACCUAAAUCGAAAAUGUGCAAACAUAAACUUGAUGAAAAAAGCUCAUCGUCGUCAUCAUCGUCAUCAUCAUCAGAAAGUGACGGAUGUUUAGAUGAAGAGGGCUUGCAGGGCUAUAGUGAUAGGAUAAUGCUAGAGCUACAGCGGAAACAGAGUCAUCCCAGGAGAUUGCACCCUGAAAUGUGGUUUAACAACACCGGCGAAAUGAACGGCGGUCCGUUGUGUCGGUGUAGCGCCCGAGCCCGUCGUCACGGCAUGCGGCACGGCGUCUACGCCGGCGAGGAAUCAUUCCCGAAAUGUAUUCCUGAACGAAGCAAUAUCGACAAACUGUAUCAUUAUCGUAUAACCGUGUCGCCUCCUACAAACUUUUUAAUCAAAGCACCAACGAUCAUAGCUCACGACGAACACGAAUUUCUAUUUUCUGGCUUCUCAUUGUUCUCGCACUACAAACUUGCCAAGUUGCCCAUGUGCAAAGUCAUAAGGUUCAAUAUUGAAUACACAAUUCUAUAUGUGGAAGAACCGGCACCAAGAAAUUUUACCAUACAAGAAUUAAGUCUAUUCGAGGAAUUCCUAUUUACGGAGUUACUAGAGUUGAUUGAUUUGGACCUGGGAAAAGCCACGGAUACAACAUGUUCACAAUUCCAUUUUAUGCCUCGAUUUGUAAGAUUUUUACCUGAAGGAGGAUGUGAGGUACUCUCAAUGUGUGAAGUUAUAAAGUAUUUGAUUGACGAAAGUGGUUUACUGAUACCGAUGGAAAAGUUGAGUGACGUACAUGAAAUGGAUCACUACACCUGGCAAAAGUUUGUUGAUAAAAUCAAAGGUAUGAUAGUGACUUACCCCGGUAAGAAGCCGUGCUCGGUGCGCGUGGACCAGCUCGACCGAAGUCCGCCGACGGGCUCCGAAGCCGUUAAGAACCCUAAAGCAUUGAAGAAAUACUUCCCUGAAAUCGUACACUUUGGUAUACGUCCGCCGCAGCUCAGUUACGCUGGCAACCCCGAGUAUCAAAAAGCAUGGCGUUAUUACGUUAAAUACCGCCAUUUAAUAGCGAAUAUGGCGAAGACUUCUUAUAAGGAGAGACAGAAAUUAGCCGCUAAAGAGGCUAAGCUGCAAGAGAUGCGCACUCAGUCUAAAAUGAAAAGGGACGUGACUGUCGCUAUAUCGUCGGAAGGGUUCCACACUACCGGACUCAUGUGUGACGUCGUGCAGCACGCGAUGUUAAUACCGGUGUUGGUGCGUCACCUCCGGUUCCACAAGUCGCUCGAAAAACUCGAGAAGAAAAUCGGUUAUGUUUUUAAGCAACGAGCAUUGCUCCAGACUGCAUUAACUCAUCCAUCGUAUAGAGAAAACUUUGGUACCAACCCUGACCACGCCAGGAACAGUCUCACUAACUGCGGUAUACGACAACCGGAGUACGGGGACCGAAGAAUACAUUAUACAAGAAAGAAGGGCAUAGUAACACUCAUCAAAAUAAUGUCCAGUUUCGGGAAAAUCAGUGAGACAGAAUCAGAGAUUAAGCACAACGAACGUUUGGAAUUUUUGGGAGAUGCUGUAGUGGAAUUCUUGUCUUCGAUUCAUCUUUUUAAGAUGUUUCCUGGGCUGGCAGAAGGAGGACUCGCUACUUACAGAGCUGCCAUUGUACAGAAUCAACAUUUAGCGCAACUUGCUAAGAAUAUAAACCUUGAACAAUUCAUGUUGUACGCCCACGGUUCGGACCUGUGUCGCGACGUAGUGAUGCGACACGCGAUGGCGAACUGCUUCGAAGCUCUCAUGGGCGCAUUGUUUCUCGACGCUGGACUUGAGGUAGCGGACCGAGUCUUCUCUUUGGCAUUGUGGCACAAUGAAUCGGAGCUGCUUGAAGUUUGGACGAAGGAAAGAGCACAUCCAUUACAAGAACAAGAACCUUUAGGCGAUAGGAAAUAUAUAAAAGACUUCGAAUUCUUACAAAAAUUGACCGACUUCGAAGAAUCUAUAGGGGUACAGUUCAAACACAUACGUUUGUUGGCUCGUGCGUUCACGGAUCGCUCAGUCGGCUUCACUCUCCUCACGCUCGGAUCCAACCAGCGCUUAGAGUUCCUCGGCGACACGGUGCUCCAGCUGGUCGUGUCCGAUCGACUGUACAGACACUUCCCUGAUCAUCACGAAGGCCAUUUGUCGCUGUUACGGUCGUCUCUGGUCAACAACAGAACACAGUCUAUGGUUUGCGACGAUCUGAACAUGUCUGCGUACGCCAUAUACAAUAAUCCUAAAGCGAAACCGACCACAAAGAAACAUAAGGCUGAUUUACUCGAGGCUUUCUUGGGAGCAUUGUUUAUUGAUAAGAACCUGGAGUACUGUCAGGCGUUCUGCAACGCGUGUCUGUUUCCGCGCCUGCAGCAGUUCAUCAUGAACCAAGACUGGAACGAUCCCAAGUCUAAAUUACAGCAGUGCUGCCUCACGUUGCGGUCCAUGGAGGGGGGCGAGCCGGACAUACCAGUCUACAAAGUAAUCCAGUGUCUGGGACCUACGAACACGCGAGUGUAUACUGUGGGCGUGUAUUUCCGCGGGAAGAGAUUGGCGGCCGCACGCGGACACUCCAUACAGGAGGCCGAGAUGAACGCGGCCGAAGAAGCCUUGAAUACUGCAUACGGUUUAUUCCCGCAAUUAGAUCACCAGAAACGUAUAAUAGCGAAGAGCGUACGUAAGAAGAAGGGGGAUCGCGAGGAUCCGUCCGAGAAUAGUUCGCACGGAAUGCACGACGACAACGUACCGAAAGCUUACAGGCUCGGCAGCAAACCUGACAGUUCUGAUGAAAGCAGCGUCCACAGCGGAUCCGAGGAUCCCGAGGAUCCCGAGUCGCCGGCCAAAUCGGACGAGGACAGCGGCCUAGACAGCGACACCGAGUCGGAGCUGCCGGGCAAACUCAAAAACGUCCAAGUCAGCAGUCUGCUCAGCGACAUGGAGAAAAUAAAACAGGAACUCAUCAAGAACAACGAGUAUGAGAAACUCAAGGAGAAAUGCAGACGGUCCGACUCAGAUGAAGAAUGAAACGAAUAGAAUUUUAAAAAAACAUACACACACACACCGACAGACAGACACACACACUAAGACACAGGCGCACGCACACACGCACGCGUUGAUUUGUGUUUUAAGAAACGUAUCUGUAAUGUUUACUCCAAGCAAGUUCUUUCAUCGAACAAGUUUAUUUAAAUUUAAAUAGGCAACUUUUGUUCGUAGCUUUUGAGACGUUUGUAAUUAUUGCAUUAUUUAUGCAUUAUUUACUGCCGAUAUUAAGCAUAUCCACAUUAAAAAAAAACUCCAUCGAUAAAUCAUCCCAGAAAACAUAAUUACUGGUUUGUUAUAUUUGAAAAUAAUUGUAAUUAUAUGUAACGUUUAUACGUAAAGUCUUCGUUAAGCGUUUUGCGUCUCUGUAUAUGUAUUAUAAGUUCUUCAAUCUGUGUAGGUUUUAUUAAAAUAAUAUUGUGAUUGUACGGUUUGUACAUACCUAAAUAAUACGUGGACACGCCGUGCGUCGUCAUUGUGGUGUCAGGUUAUUUUAUUAUAUUAUUAGAGCAGUGCACUUAGCAACACGCACUCGUUAAGACGUUACCAUCUGUGCUUAACCGACAUAAUAAAGGUGCUCAAACAACACACUAACUCUUUGGAACUCAACAAACUUCCCCUUGGACCCCAACAGUGAUCAUAAAAAAAUUCUAUACAUUUCUGACUACAAAAAUGUAUCAGCCCCCAUAAAUUUCCUGCUAAUUUCUUUUUGUUAAUUUAGAAAUAGUUGUACCUACGAUUCCUUGACUUGGUUAGCAUCAUUCAUCUACCAUUUAAUGGUCGAUAGAAGCCGCUACAAUUUUAAUAUUUUUACCUUUAGAUGUAAGCUGUAAAUUAUAUUGUCAGUAAUAAGAUUAAGCGUAGAUCUUGUGAUUAUGCGUAAUGCAAUAUGUUGUUAUAACGAGUAUUCCUUUGUAAAGAAAAAAAUACUGUGGAGUGUAGAGGUAAGGAUAGCUUUUUUUAAUUUUUGGUAGUAGGUGGUAUGGUGGUAGGACCUCUUGUAAGUCCAGACGGGUAGGUACCACCGCCUUGCCUAUUUCUGCCGUGAAGCAGUAAUGCGUUUCGGUUUGAAGGGUGGGGCAGCCGUUGUAACUAUACCUGAGACCUUAGAACUUAUAUCUCAAGGUGAGUGGCGCAUUUACGUUGUAGAUGUCUAUGGGCUCCAGUAACCACUUAACACCAGGUGGGCUGUGAGCUCGUCCACCCACCUAAGCAAUAAAAACAAAAAAAAAACAAUUUUUUUUUUUUUUUUAUAUGAACAUUCGAUCUCACGGCCACCUGAUACUUAGAGACUACCGGAGCUCAUAACAUCAUAACGAUUAUCAUACUUCAUUUGUAUUGCUGUCAUACUCUUAAAACCGGAACUUAUAUAAAUUAAAGGUAAAUUACAAUUUUAGAACAUAUCUAUGGAGGGCAAAUGGUUAGAACUAUCUAAUAUCGGGAACAAGAUGAAAAAGCUACUUAAAGCAGCGAAUUAUAACUCAAAAAGCUACCAAAACAGCGCUAAUGUAGCAAGUGGUUUGAUAUGAAUGUUGCAGUCAUAGAUAAGACAUAUAAACAGACAGGUUGCAGUUCUAAACAGAGUCAAGUGUGCCGAGUUGAAAAGUUUAGUAUAGUUAACAAAUGUUGGGGUUAUCUUUAAAAUUACCUCACUUGUUACAGUGGCGCCCCCUAAUUGGUAGCUUUUUGACGGACAUUCUUACAUAUACAAAACGAUUGGGCUCCUUACCUUUCUACCAUCCGUAGAAGUUGUUAAAAUGACCAAGACCGAUGCUAGUCAUAUUCAUAUUUAAAACCAUAGUAAUAAACGAAGCGGCAAAGUAAUCUUUAAAAAAUCCCGUCAUUAAAUCGAACAGCAAUCGCAAUCGCAAAUCGAUCGCAAUUGUUCGUGUGUCUGUACUAGACAUAGUUGUUAAUAUUUGGUUGAUUCAAAAAGUGAAUUUGUUGGAUAUUGCCUUAAAAGAUUUUAUGAAUUUUUUUAAUGAUUACAGGAACAGUUGUGAUUGCAAAUAUUUUUUCAUACAUAUUUUUCAUUGUUAUUUUUACACAAUAUUGUUUAUUAAUUCCGCUAUAAGAGUAGAUGUUGGUUAUAAAACCAUGGCCAUAAAACUCACUGUAAAUGCUGCCGUCCGCCUUGACAUAUAAGGUCGAAGUCUCAAUGGUAUUGUAUCACGGAUGUGCCACUCUUCAAAUCAGAAUGUAAAUUGCUUCCAACCGACAGAAAUAGCAACAUUGUUACACAUGUUUCUUUUAUUUUGUAACAUCAUUUUCAAGAAUGAUUUUAUUGCGUACCCACAAUAAAUCUCAACCUUUAUGUAUAUAUUUCACAAAAAAGGCUAUCAAUUAAUAAAAUUGUAAUUAAUAAAA